Molecule: messenger RNA, 1531 nt
Organism: Diprion similis
Lineage: Eukaryota; Metazoa; Arthropoda; Insecta; Hymenoptera; Diprionidae
Product: juvenile hormone epoxide hydrolase 1-like
Exons: 8
Coding region: 61-1455 (464 amino acids)
Biological process (GO): epoxide metabolic process
Molecular function (GO): epoxide hydrolase activity
Source: RefSeq, a predicted model, not a curated record
CUUGUGCACCACGUAUUUGAUCAAAGUUUGUUGAUCGUGCUAUAUCUGUAGGCUGGAAAAAUGUGGAAGCUUGCACUUGUGUCGGUGCUACUUGUUUUUGGGAUUGCAAAAUACCUUGGGAACAAGGUAGAACCUGAGGUACCAACUCUACCACGUGACCAGUAUUGGGGACCAGGAAAACCUACAAAGAUCGACGAAAGCAUCCGUCCGUUCAAGAUCGACAUUCCGAAAAACGUUAUAGAUGAUCUGAAGAACCGUUUGGAAAGGACACGGUCCUUAAGAAAGCCGUUGGAAGGUGUAGGAUGGACUUACGGUAUCAACAGCGACUAUUUUCAAACUAUAAUAGAGCAUUGGCGGACAAAGUACGAUUGGACAAAACGCCAAGCCCUCCUCAACAAAUACCCCCAGUUCAAAACAAAUAUUCAAGGUUUGGACAUCCACUUCUACCAUGUGAAGCCCACUGUACCUAAGGACGCUUCAGUGCGGGUCCUUCCUCUGUUAAUGGUUCAUGGUUGGCCCGGAUCUGUUGUUGAAUUCCAAAAGGUCAUCCCUCAGCUCACAACACCGCGCCCUGAUCGAGACUUUGUCUUCGAAUUGAUCGUGCCAUCACUUCCGGGUUACGGAUUUUCCGAUGGAGCAGUUCGCCCUGGAAUGGGCUCUGCACAUGUGGCAGUGAUAAUGAUGAAUUUGAUGGACAGACUGGGCUUUGAAAAAUUCUAUACACAAGGUGGGGAUUGGGGAAGCAGUGUCGUCACACAAAUGGGAAUCUUUUAUCCUAAUAGAGUUUUCGGCACACAUCUGAAUUUCUGUAUAGUCAGAAUAGGUUCGUCAAUGCUGUGGACUAUUAUCGGCGCCUUCAUUCCAUCGCUUGUUGUUAGUGAUGAGCACUGGUCUAAAAUGUACCCUCUAAGCCAUCAUUAUUCCCGUCUUCUCGAAGAGACUGGAUACAUGCACCUGCAGUCGAGUAAACCCGACACCGUUGGCGUCGCUCUUACUGAUUCUCCAGCCGGUCUGGCUGCUUACAUUCUUGAGAAGUUUAGCACCUGGACGAAUGCUGAGUACAGAUUCAGCCAAGACGGUAAAUUACUUGAGAAAUUCACCCUCGACGAACUUUUGGACAACGUUAUGGUCUACUGGGUAACAAGCUCAAUAACGACCAGCAUGCGUUUGUACGCCGAAAGUUUUAACUUGGAACACCGAAAGCUGGGGACAGAUGGACUUCCUUUGCACUCACCGUCAGCUUGUGCUCUUUUCCCACAUGAACUCACGUAUUCUCCAGAGUCCCUCCUGCGUCCCAAGUAUCCAAACUUAAUCCAAGCGAAUCAUCUGCCUCGUGGUGGUCACUUUGCAGCUUUUGAAGAACCUCAGCUUCUAGCUGACGAUGUCUGGUCUUUUGUUGAUAAGGUGGAAGCCAGCAGAAAGACUGAAAAGAUCUCCAAAUCAACGGAAUUAUGAUCAAUGCUUCGUGAUAAAUUAAAGCAUCUCGGUAGGGUUGUACUGUAAUAAAAAGUUUGAAACUAGCAUGAUGAUA